AUGUCUGGUGAGCCCAAAGUUCCCUAUUCAUGGAAGCAAACGCUUUCUGAUGUGACGAUUUUGCUCGAUCUACCUGCCGAGAUUACGAAGGCCUCGCAAUUGAAUGUGUCCAUACAGCCAAAGCAUUUGUCUGUAGCAUUCAAAUCGACAUGCACCCCUCUUAUUAGCGGCGAUCUGCAUAAGGCAUGUAAAGUCGAUGAUUCCACCUGGACAAUAGGUGACCAAUCGUUGGAAAAUAAGCAAGAGUGGUGGUCAUGCAUCAUCCAGGGUCAUCCAGAGAUCGAUACCAAGGCUAUUGUCCCGGAAAAUAGCAAGCUUUCCGACCUGGACCUUGAAACGCGGUCUCUUGUUGAAAAGAUGAUGUUUGAUCAGCGCCAAAAGGCAGCAGGUCUUCCGACGUCCGAUCAACUCAAGCAACAGGAAACGCUUCGCCGCUUCCAAGAACAGCACCCUGAAAUGGAUGUAAGUGUUGCGCACUUGAUUUUUAGUUUUCUAAUGCCAAGUUUUCACAAUAAAACCGCCCCAGUGUGGGGUAGGCCCUUGGAUUGA
Molecule: messenger RNA, 549 nt
Organism: Mitosporidium daphniae
Lineage: Eukaryota; Fungi; Microsporidia
Exons: 2
Coding region: 1-549 (182 amino acids)
Biological process (GO): protein folding
Cellular component (GO): cytoplasm
Source: RefSeq, a predicted model, not a curated record